Messenger RNA from Schizophyllum commune H4-8, 831 nucleotides. RefSeq lists its product as uncharacterized. The coding region runs from base 273 to 752 and encodes 159 amino acids. The transcript has 6 exons. NCBI's taxonomy places the organism in Eukaryota, Fungi, Basidiomycota, Agaricomycetes, Agaricales, Schizophyllaceae. The record is from RefSeq and is a predicted model, not a curated record.
CUUGCGCUCGUCCACGACGGCGACGACGACCACGACGGCGGCGGCAGCGAGGAAGAGCGUCGGGCAUGGCCUGCUCGCGUAGAGGAGACGGCGGGCAGCGGACGACGAGCGCGCCGCAUUGAAGUCGACGAGACGGCACCGACGACGACCAGCGGUUUCCGCGCCCCAUGAGCUCGACGACGGCAUCGAGCGCGAUGCUGAGCGCGAAGAUCGAGUCGUCUUGACGGCUUUCGGGCGACUCCCCGCUCACCGUCACCCGACGCGCAUAUGCGAUGAUUACGCGCGCUCGUCAACGCCGACGGCGGCGAGCUCAAGGCGUAACGCGAUUCAGAAACAUUUCUAUCGACGCCUUUCCGCACGCGGGCGACGGGGGUGCAACUGCGAUGAAAAACAUAUCCGCAAGGGGAUCCUGCGCACGCGUCGUCAACAUCGACGGCACCUCCGAUUUCGGCGAGAAGGGGUGGGAGGGGUGUGGGUACUUGCGCCUUGGGAAAAGAAAUUGUGCGCGCGCCGUCGAAAUUGGCAUCGCCCCCCGACGUUUAUGCGAGUGCAUACGCCCGGAAAAGGUUCGCCACUGCGCCGUCGUCUUCGCGGAGGGGCCUUGCUCGGUCGACGAGGGGGUGCGGAGUGAAGAGAGUGCGAGAGGGAGGUGCGCGACGAGGGCGGAUGAGGCCGCGGGUAGAGCGCGAUGGAGGGAGGGGUGGGGGUGCCCGGGUGGAUUGAGCGCGAGGGGAGAAAUGUUGUGCGAGUGAGCGCACCAAAGAAAGGUGCACCUUAUCCUGUCGCGGGGGUGCGGGACUCGACAGGAAAGGGUGCGAGCACGAACAGGGG